Molecule: messenger RNA, 918 nt
Organism: Strongyloides ratti
Lineage: Eukaryota; Metazoa; Nematoda; Chromadorea; Rhabditida; Strongyloididae
Product: Nematode cuticle collagen, N-terminal domain and Collagen triple helix repeat-containing protein
Exons: 2
Coding region: 1-918 (305 amino acids)
Molecular function (GO): structural constituent of cuticle
Source: RefSeq, a predicted model, not a curated record
AUGGAGGAAAAAAAUAAAAUUCAAGAAGCAGAAAAACUUAAAAAUUUAGCUUUUUGUGGUGUUGCUAUUUCCACUGUUGCUACACUUGUUUGUGCUAUCUCAAUUCCUAUGUUAUAUAGUUAUUUACAAGGAAUUCAAUCAAAUAUGCAAAGUGAAAUUGACUUCUGUAAAGCAAGAUCAGGUAAUAUUUGGAAAGAAAUUACCAGGACACAAGUUUUAUCUAAAGUUACUGGAGGUAGAUUUGCACGUAAAGCUGGUUAUGGAAGAGGAAGACAAUCAUAUGGGGAUGAAUUCAGAAUACUUCAUGACUCACCAUUCGGUGGUGGUUGUUGUGGAUGUGGUGUUUCAGGACCCGGUAAUCCUGGACCACCAGGAGCUGAUGGUAUGCCUGGUGCAGAUGGUGAACCUGGUCUUCCAGGAAGAAAUGGACCUGAUGGACCUUCAGCUACACCUCCUCCAAGAUUUGAAUUUUGUUUCGAUUGUCAACCAGGACCACAAGGACAAGCCGGUAGACCUGGACCUAAAGGACCACCAGGAAAACCAGGAAGUCCAGGUAGUGAUGGUAUACCAGGAAAUGUUGCAUCAAGUGGAGAACCAGGUGCACCAGGUGAGGCAGGUGAACCUGGAAGACCAGGUAUUCCAGGACCACCAGGACAACCAGGUAUUAUUUUGGAUACUCCUGCUCCUGAUGGUCCACCUGGACCACCAGGUCCACAAGGUCCACCCGGAAUACCAGGUCAACCAGGUGAACCAGGAGUUCCAGGAAGUGAUGGAAAACCAGGUGAGGCAGGUGAAUCAGGAAUUAAUGGUGCUCCAGGAAAACCGGGUCAAAAUGGAAACGAAGGUUCAACAGGACCACAAGGUCCUCGUGGUUCUUGUACUCAUUGUCCAUUACCUAGAACUGCUCCUGGAUAUUAA